GCAGAUUAGCUUGCAGCAUGAGCCAGAACGAGUCCACGAACAACCCCGCGGAUGAUGCUGAACGUAUUCGUAUGAAGAGGCUCGCAAAGCUCCAGGCUUCUACGACCCAGAGCAGCAGCCCCAGCCCUUCUCCUAACCCCUCGACUUCUAGCAUAUUACCCAAGUCGAAACCAAAGCCCAUUCCUGCACCAACACCAAAGAGGGCUCCAGAGGCUCCCGUCACGUCUUCACUUGUGCCGCCAAAGAAGAAAGCGGUGUCUACGCCUGCGAGAUUCGACUACACGGCCUGGGAGAAUGAAACAAUCACGACUGUGUUCAAGGCUACACUCGAUCGCGAUCUGGCCAUACGGAGUGACUAUGAUAUCGUGUGGCUCAAGAAUUACGACGAUGAAGAUCAGUCCAUGAAUGUCGAUGGUGUUGAUCCUCCAGCAAUGCACGCCGACAAACUGGAUAACAUUCUCAUUGCUCGGCUUGACAUAUACCCAGGAUCACCUGAGUUUGACAAUGAAUUCCGACCCUUCAUUUCGCGGAUACCGAAAGAUCACACUGUGUUUGAAUACUUGGUCGGAUGCUGGAAACGGCUAAAUGCCGCUAAGUCUACGCUGGUCAAGAGGGGAUAUUCUCCAGUGGAUGUUCAGAGAGCGUUUGAAUUGGAAGCGAAAAUGCGGCAUUUGAUCAUCAGCUACAUAGGCAUACAUCUCAUGAACCCCGAGGCCUUUCAUUGUCCAGAAGGGAAACCAGCUGGUCAUCUAGAGUUUGUCGCCAUACUUUUAUCUCUUUCUUCUUUCUCGACGCCUUUGUAUGGAGGAACAGUCGAAUCACCAUACAGCAUCACUCCGUCCGAAAUCGAGGUCUUCCUGCAAGACUUGGUGAACCGCUUCGAAUCUGAAGGAGACCUGGAACUUGUUUUAGGUCCCGUAGUCAGGGAUCUCGCAUGUCAUGACUCCCUUUCCAAAUCGGAAGGCCUUGCUAGCAGCGACUCACAAUGGCGCGGCGUCAUAGCCGGAUUAGAAGCGUUGGUGUCCAACAAGCAUAUCAUACACAUGAUCAUCAGGAUGCCAGAAUGGGACCCCAAGGAGGCCACCCCUACUGAUAUGGAGGAUAUCAGCUUGAUGGGGCCUUUGUUGAGCUUGAACGUAUUUCCACGGGAUUGGCCGUCCAUCCUCAAGACAUAUUUCUCCGGGAUGGACUCUCGGCCUGCCGUCGAUGUCGAAUCUGCUCGGAAUAGUCUGCGAGGCACCUUGAAGAGCUUACAAUCAUCUCUUUUCAAGAUCUUCAACACCAUCGUUAGAACAUCUGCGGAAUGCCGAGAAGCUUUCUUAUCUUAUAUAUCUCAUGUUGUAUCCUUAAACGUAAAACGGGCUGGGAUGCAGGUCGACCCAAACACUGUCGCCUCCGAUAGCUUCAUGAUGAACUUGCAGAUUAUUUUGUUGCAUUUCGUGGAACCUUUCAUGGAUGCAAAUUUCACGAAAAUGGAUCGCAUCAACCCUCUGUAUCUUGCGCAUUCUACACGCAUUAACGUGAAAGAGGAAACCCGCAUCAAUGCUACUAGCGAAGAGGCAUCGCAGUGGGAGAAUGCAAAUCAACUCUCUAACAGUGCCCCGCCUCCGAAUUUCAUUUCUGAGAUCUUUUAUUUGACUCUCGCAAUGAACCACUACGGCUUCCAGAAGACGAUACAAACCUUUGAUGAUUACCACAAGCAAAUUGACGAGCAACAACGGCAUCUUAACUCUAUCAUUGGUGAUCGAUCUUGGGAAGGAACUGCUUUCCAGGCGCGGAUGGAGGCAGCUAUCAAGCAAGUAAAGGAUAAUAUUGCACAGCUAAAUGGAAUGGCAGCGGCUGCAUCUACGCAAUUACUUGACCCUGAAGUGCUGUUUCGGGCAAAUAGUUUCAACUCCUUUGUCGCAACCUGGCUGGUGAGGUUCGUUGAUCCCAGGAAGAAGCACCCCAAACCUGUUGUAGACCUGCCCUUGCCUACAUCGGUCCCAUUGGAUUUCAGGGUCCUCCCCGAGUAUAUCAUUGAAGAUUGUGUUGAGUAUUAUGUCUUUGUCGUUCGUCAUAACGCCCCCAGCUUAGAGUUAGUAGGAAGAGAAGAGCUCCUAGUAUUUAGUCUCACGUUCUUGAUGUCGACCUGGUAUAUCAAGAACCCGUUCUUGAAGUCGAAGAUUAUCGAAAUCUUGUUCUUCGGUUGUUUAAAAUAUUACCGAAACGAGCAGGCUAGCCUUCUCGGCGGGACACUCAACACCCAUCCAUUAGCUGUGAAGUAUCUCAUGCCAGCUUUGAUGCAUUUUUACAUUGAGGUUGAACAAACUGGCGCAAGCUCUCAAUUUUAUGAUAAAUUCAACGCCCGUCGGAACAUAGCCCAUCUGUUCAAGGCCGUUUGGGACAAUCCUGCACAUAGGACGGCCCUCAAAGAAGAGGCAAAGAAUGUCGACAAAUUUGUCCGCUUUGCCAAUCUUAUGAUCAACGACGUGACAUAUCUCAUGGACGAAUCCCUGAGCGAUCUGGCACAGAUAUACAGCAUUCAAGUAGAGAUGAAAAACACCACGGAAUGGGCGGCCAAGCCUGUACAAUAUCGCCGGGAGCGUGAAGGUCAUCUUCGAAGUCUGGAACGCCAGGCCACUGGGUAUACGCAGUUGGGCAAGUCCACCGUGGAUCUUUUGAAGUUGUUCACAGCAGAGACGAAGGAACCCUUCAUGAUGCCGGAGAUCAUUGACCGCCUCGCUGCGAUGCUCGAUUAUAAUCUUGAUACUCUCGUGGGACCGAAGUCUCGUGAGCUGGGUGUUGAGGACAAGGAAAAAUACUCCUUUGACCCUCGACAGCUGCUGAGCGACGUUGUGCAAGUAUUUUUGAACCUAAGCGAGCAGGAUGAUUUCGUUCAGGCUGUGGCUGGGGAUGGUCGCAGUUAUAGGAAGGAACUGUUCGAGAAGGCGGCUUCGACUUGUCUCAAGCACUCUCUCAAGAGCCCGACGGACAUCGAGCGAUUGCGGAAAUUUGUCGUCAAGGUCGAAGAGGCCAAGAUUUUGAUAGAUGCAGAGGAUGAACUUGGAGAGAUUCCUGACGAAUUCCUGGACCCCUUGAUGUUCACAGUGAUGAGGGACCCCGUCAUCCUUCCUACCUCCCGAGCCAUCAUCGACAGAUCCACCAUCAAGUCCCAUUUAUUAUCGGACUCAAAGGAUCCUUUCAAUCGGGCGCCGUUGAAGAUCGAGGAUGUGAUACCUAAUCCUGAAUUGAAGGAGCGAAUUCAGUCCUAUUUAACAGAGAGAAGGAAUAAGAACGCUACUUUCGACAAAACAGAAGAAGACGAUGUGAAGAUGAGCAUAGAUUAGAGGCCUCUGGUGUGCUUGUGUGUAAUAUUACAUUGUAACGGACAUCUGGACUAUCGUAUGUGUUUGUGCC
This is a messenger RNA of Heterobasidion irregulare TC 32-1, 3399 nucleotides long. RefSeq lists its product as uncharacterized. The transcript has 23 exons. The coding region runs from base 18 to 3329 and encodes 1103 amino acids. NCBI's taxonomy places the organism in Eukaryota, Fungi, Basidiomycota, Agaricomycetes, Russulales, Bondarzewiaceae. Gene Ontology annotation, biological process: protein polyubiquitination. The record is from RefSeq and is a predicted model, not a curated record. Gene Ontology annotation, molecular function: ubiquitin-ubiquitin ligase activity. Gene Ontology annotation, cellular component: nucleus; cytoplasm; ubiquitin ligase complex.